CUUCUGGCCCCGGCCGGCGUGCUGACAAUUCGCCCCUUUUUUUCCGGCGUUGGGAGCGAAAAAAAAGGAAGAGUGAAUAGUUCAAAUUUGGCACCAUUUUAAUUAUCGCAUCUCAGCUAUAUCUUUCACUGCAUACCGACACCAGUCCAUCCCAGCAGCUGUCGUCACUCGUCCCAUCUAUCUUCGCCGUCCUCUUUCGAGGUGCAGCAGGCGCGCUGCCACACGGCCCACACCCUGCGUUGGCUGAUGAUGGCUCGAGCUCAGCUGCUUCUUGCGCUGCUGUGCCUUGCGGUCCUCGGCUCGGCAGGUGCCGCCAAUGCGGCGGGGAGGAAGACGGUUGGGGUGUACGAGCUAAAGAAGGGAGAUUUCUCCGUGAAGGUCACCAACUGGGGAGCCACCAUCACCUCCGUCGUCCUGCCGGAUUCCAGAGGGAUUUUGGCUGACGUCGUUCUUGGCUAUGACACCAUUGCUGAAUAUGUUAAUGGUUCUAGCUACUUCGGAGCGCUUGUCGGACGAGUGGCCAACAGAAUUGCUAAUGCACGCUUCGUGCUCGAUGGAAAAGUCUAUCAUCUGUAUACUAACGAUGGCAACAACACACUUCACGGUGGUCACAGGGGUUUCAGCAAAGUCAUAUGGACGGUGAAGGAAUAUGUUGGUGGCGGCGACUCCCCAUACAUCACAUUGUAUUACCACAGCUUCGACGGAGAAGAAGGGUUCCCAGGCGACCUGGACGUGUACGUGACGUACCGGCUCUGGAGCCCCUACGUGCUGAGCGUGCGCAUGAACGCGACGGCGCUGGACAAGGCCACCCCGGUGAAUCUUGCACAGCACACGUACUGGAACCUCGCCGGCGCCGGCAGUGGCGACGUCCUCCGCAACACGGUGCAGCUCUUCGCGUCCCGGUACACGCCCGUGGACAGCGCGCUCAUCCCGACGGGCGCGCUGGCGCCCGUGGCCGGCACGCCCUACGACUUCCGGUCCCCGACCUCCGUGGGCGCGCGCAUCCACGAGGUCUCGGGCGGCAGAGCCGGCGUCAACGGCUACGACAUGAACUACGCCGUGGACGGGGAGGAAGGGUCGCUGCGGAAGGUGGCCGUCGUCCGGGACGGCGCGUCGGGGCGGGUGCUGGAGCUGUGGGCGAACCAGCCCGGGGUGCAGUUCUACACGGGCAACUUCCUCGAGGACGUCAGGGGGAAGGGCGGCAAGGUGUACGGGCAGUACGGCGCACUGUGCCUGGAGACGCAGGGGUACCCCGACGCCGUGAACCACCCCAACUUCCUGUCACAGAUCGUGAGGCCCGGCCAGGUGUACAAGCAUGACAUGGUGUUCAAGUUCUCGUUCUAGCUCGUCUAUGCAACCCCUUUGGUUAAUCUAUUGUACUGAAUUGCGUGACCUGGGACAUCAGUCUAGUCCCAUGAGACUUACAUA
Phragmites australis (common reed) is the source of this 1428-nucleotide messenger RNA. RefSeq lists its product as uncharacterized. NCBI's taxonomy places the organism in Eukaryota, Viridiplantae, Streptophyta, Magnoliopsida, Poales, Poaceae. Gene Ontology annotation, biological process: beta-D-galactose catabolic process via UDP-galactose, Leloir pathway; glucose metabolic process. The record is from RefSeq and is a predicted model, not a curated record. The transcript is spliced from 5 exons. The coding region runs from base 247 to 1344 and encodes 365 amino acids. Gene Ontology annotation, molecular function: carbohydrate binding; aldose 1-epimerase activity.